This is a messenger RNA of Brugia malayi, 591 nucleotides long. RefSeq names its product Glucosamine 6-phosphate N-acetyltransferase, putative. Gene Ontology annotation, molecular function: monosaccharide binding; glucosamine 6-phosphate N-acetyltransferase activity. Bases 1 to 591 code for a protein of 196 amino acids. Gene Ontology annotation, biological process: UDP-N-acetylglucosamine biosynthetic process. Gene Ontology annotation, cellular component: Golgi apparatus; endoplasmic reticulum; endoplasmic reticulum-Golgi intermediate compartment. NCBI's taxonomy places the organism in Eukaryota, Metazoa, Nematoda, Chromadorea, Rhabditida, Onchocercidae. The transcript is spliced from 4 exons. The record is from RefSeq and is a predicted model, not a curated record.
AUGGAUUUGAAAAAUGAAGUAUUGGAUGUCAUGAAAGAAGUUGGUCAUACUGAGAGAUUAUUAAGCACAAAAGAUUACAAAACAAUCUUUGCUGAAAGUUUCUUGCAUUUUAUUCAUUUACAAGGACUACCAGAGAUACCAGAAGAUUAUCGUUUGCGACCGUUGAUGUCAGUCGAUUAUCAUCGAGGUUAUUUGGAAUUGUUAUCGCAACUUACCGUUGUAGGUGAUGUUAGUGAAGAAAUGUUCCUUCGUCGAUUCAACUCGAUGCGCAAUAUGUCACCUCCUGCGUAUUAUAUUAUCGUCAUUGAGCAUAAAGAGUUAAAACGUGUGGUAGCAUCAGCAACACUUGUUUUGGAAUGGAAAUUUAUUCAUGAUGCUGGAUGUCGAGGACGUAUUGAAGAUGUUGUUGUGGAUCAGAGCGUUCGCGGACAUCAUUUCGGAAUGUUGCUUAAUCAACAUUUGGUAGUACUGGCACGAUAUAUUGGUGUUUAUAAGUUGUCAUUGGAAUGUAAAGAUGAACUGAUAUCAUUUUACGAACAGUUUGGAUUCAAAAAAGAUGAGGGGAACAAUUUUCUUGUUCAGAAAUUUUGA